AUGGGAGCGAAUUUGGCUCACGAAGUCGCUAACGAUGAUUUUUGUGAAGCCACUAUUGGUUGUAAGAAGAAGGCAGAACAUGGUGAUAUCCUGAAAAAGCUUUUCAACCGUGAUAAUUUCCGUAUAAACGUGGUGGAGGAUGCGCAUACAGUUGAGCUUUGUGGUGCGCUGAAGAAUGUGGUUGCUUGCGCUGCUGGUUUCACCGAUGGUCUUGGUUACGGGGACAAUACGAAGGCGGCCGUCAUUCGGUUGGGACUUCAUGGAAAUCACCAAGGUAAUGCUGCUCUAGAGUUUAUUAUGGAAUUCGUUUUGAGAGUCCCUUCGUUUGUUGAGUACUACUACCCUGGCUCGAAUUUGGAAACCUUCUUUGAAUCAUGUGGCAUCGCUGAUCUGAUCACCACGUGCUAUGGUGGUCGUAACCGAAAGGUGUGCGAAGCGUUCGCAAAGACGGGGAAACCGCUUGCACAGAUCGAAAAAGAGUUGCUACAUGGACAAAGUGCUCAAGGUCCAUUAACUGCUCACGAAGUCUUUUUCAUGACGGAGAAGAGUGGAGUGUCGGAUAAGUGA
Molecule: messenger RNA, 567 nt
Organism: Ostertagia ostertagi
Lineage: Eukaryota; Metazoa; Nematoda; Chromadorea; Rhabditida; Trichostrongylidae
Source: the annotation of a GenBank genome assembly